GUGGGGCGGUGCCGCCCCGGAAAGCGCCGUGCCGGAGCCAUGGUGGUGCUGAGCGCGGCGCGGUGGCUGCGCAGCCGCCUCUCGGAUCGCUUCUGGAGGGUGCAGGAGGUGCUCAAGUACGCGCGGCAUUUUCGUGGCAGGAAGAACCGAUGCUACAGGCUGGCAGUGAGGAGCGUCCGCAGGGCUUUUGUGAGGUCCACCAAGGCCAGGAGGGAGAAGAAAAGAUUCCUCAGAGCGCUCUGGAUCACAAGGAUUGAAGCGGCCUCCCUUGAACAUGGUUUGAAGUACCCAGCCUUCAUAAGCAACCUGGCCAAGUCUCAGGUGGAGCUGAACAGGAAAGUUCUGGCUGAUCUGGCGAUUUAUGAACCAAAGACAUUCAAGUCCCUGGCUGCUUUAGCCCAGAGGAGGAGACAGGAAGGGUUCCUGGCUGCCCUGGGAGAUGGAAAAGAACCCGAGGGGAUAUUUUCACGUAUUGUGCACCAGCACUAUUGAUAUCAGAGUGUGUGUGUUAUAAAUGUGUUAUAAACAGGGAUUUGAUUGUGGAGCAAACCUGAUGUGGGACUGCUGAUAAAAUGGGAAAUGUGGCACAAAUCCUCUGAGGAUUGUGUGGGUGUGAAGCUUCUCCGUGGUGGUUKUUCCCUGUGUUGUUGUCACUGAAACCUGUUAAAUUAUAAGCACAGCUCUAGGAUAGCAGUCAGGCCAUACAAUGACUUAAUAAAGAUUUUUUUUUUGUAAAUACUACUAGAAUAACAACGAGUUGUGUGGUGAAUUCUGGUGCUGAACGGGAAAAACCUGGCUGGGAUGGCGG
Malurus melanocephalus (red-backed fairy wren) is the source of this 808-nucleotide messenger RNA. RefSeq names its product mitochondrial ribosomal protein L20 (gene MRPL20). Gene Ontology annotation, biological process: ribosomal large subunit assembly; translation. The transcript is spliced from 4 exons. Gene Ontology annotation, molecular function: structural constituent of ribosome; rRNA binding. NCBI's taxonomy places the organism in Eukaryota, Metazoa, Chordata, Aves, Passeriformes, Maluridae. Gene Ontology annotation, cellular component: ribosome. The coding region runs from base 40 to 492 and encodes 150 amino acids. The record is from RefSeq and is a predicted model, not a curated record.